UUGAAUGGUUAAAAAGAAAGUGGAGCCUACAUCUUUCUCAAUGUCGAACAUUUUCUUCGAUAAAACAAGGAAAAUGGUGACUGCUCUUUAUAAAAGUUGAUAACAUUUGAUAUAUGCGAAGCAAUUAUAAUCAGAUGUGUGUUUUUUAUAUUUCGAUAAGGUAGGAAAUUUCUCACCACAUUGGAGUGAUUAAUACCAAUGUUGAGUUUGUCACUGAUUAUUGUGGAUUUAUGUGUUAUUGAAAGGAAAACAUGAAAGAAGGCUAGGUUUAUAGAGUUCUUUAAAAUAGACUGUAACAGUUCACUGCGUUUGUAUUAUAAAUACAGUCUACUGUUACGCUGCUGGAUGAGAGAGUAACCUUUGGUAACUCAAGAUAUAUAUACUUCUAUAAUAUAUUAUAUAUUUAUACUUAACGGUGGACAGUUACAUGUAUAUCGACUUUUCGCCGUGACUAGGCUUAAACAUGUUUACAACCGGAAAUAAACGAAUUCAUACUCGAAAGUUAGGACAGUAUGUGCCAGAAAGUCGGAUUGAACUGCAUGCUGAAAAGGUGUUGUUCCGGAACCAGUCGUCACUGCUUCGAGAAUUAUGUGAUAAGCAAACUCGCCAUAAGAGACGUCAGCAGUUUCAGUUUGCUGACGACUAUAGAGACAACCCCGCCAUUCAAUCGUUAUUUCAACGUACUUCCGUUUCACAGCAUGCGCAUGCUCAGCAAAGUCACGUGACAGGUAGUACAAUUUCACCGGAAGUAAGAUGGCUGCUUACACGAAGCGCACGAUUACAACGAAUAAACAACGCGGGAUAUUCUUCAUUUCAUAAUCGAAUCAAAGAUAAAGUUGUAUCAGCGGAUGGGCGAAACAGGGAAAUAAGUCUUGUUCGACAAAGAUCAAUGUGCUACCGAAAUGAAAGAGCAGAAACACCAAGGCAACAGCGCUUACAAUGCGAUGUGCUGGGGCCACAGUUUUGCACAGACUGCACAGAAAUUGGCGAAAAGGUGCACAUUAUGAAAAAGGAGCAAGAAAAAUUCCCAAGAAUUGAAGUUCACACAAGGUCACUUGUUGCACCGGAAAAGGUGGAGAAGAUGUAUCUAUCGAACCCAAAAGAACUAUUCCACCAAAAGAAACGUUAUGCAUGUGGAUGUACUUAUGACCCGAAAUUGGAAAUAACCACUCCUCUCGUUUACACUCCGCAUGAAGUAUUCCAAAGAAUAAGGAGACGCAACCAAAAGAAUCAGUACAGCGAAAAGGGAGGUACAGUGGAUCACACACAUGCUGUUGAGACUCCUAAAACUGAAAAGGACAAACAGAUUGUGGUAAACGUACCAGAUGAAAAUGUUAAAGCUAUCGAAGCCAGGCCAUCGUUUGUGCAAGAAAAAACCGAACCACCGAUGGAUAUGAAAGUGUCGGUGAAAUUUGUCAACGAAGGCUAGUAGAAUUAUCAAUGUGUAAAAAGAAUGAGUGAAUGUCUACGAGCGAUUCAUGAUCUCGAAUCUGGGCCAAAAUUACUUUCUGCAAAGUUGUUACUGGUUUGUGAGCAGAACAAUUUUGUGACAUACAUCAACGAUCAUCCCAUUAAGUCCUAUUAAUACCCCUCGUCAUGUAUUUCGUAUUUCUACGAGGAAUACGUUUUUAUGCCUUUGUGAAGUGAAUUUUUUGCCAAACGUAACGCAUUUUGCUUAUGUAAAAAGGUAUCGCGAUCAACCGACGUUGGUGUAAAUGUACAUUAAUUUUGUUUUGUCACAAACAAAUUGAGCUGAUUUAAAGUUUCAAAUAAAAUUUGUCAUAGCCAAGGUUUCAUAUGCUCUGCGGUGACGUCGACGUCGUGCAAAAUGAUAAAAAUAUUCAUAUAUAGAGACUGGAAGAUGGGCUAGACCUGUAUCAAUACCUGUACAUGAGAGAAAAUGUAUCGAAUGCAAUAUUUUAGAAGAUGAAUACCAUUUUGUUAUUGAAUGUCCAUUGUAUAAUGAUAUUCGAAACUCUUUAUUGCCAUCCUACCAUUAACGCCAUCCUAGUAUGCACAAAUUUAUAGAGUUAAUUAAGGAAGGAACAUUUGUUUACAAAGCUUUUCACAUUAUGUCAAAUAUACAUUUUGUAACAGUCUAGUAUUAUAGCCAUUGUCAUAAAAUUUAUUAGUUAAUGUGUUACCGCACAAGUACAUAUUAUUUGUAUUUGUCACCAUUGUGCACUUUAUGCCUCAUGGGUCUACGACCUUCUGGUGUAUUAUAAAUAAAACUU
Messenger RNA from Mya arenaria, 2234 nucleotides. RefSeq lists its product as uncharacterized. Bases 464 to 1429 code for a protein of 321 amino acids. The transcript has a single exon. The record is from RefSeq and is a predicted model, not a curated record. NCBI's taxonomy places the organism in Eukaryota, Metazoa, Mollusca, Bivalvia, Myida, Myidae.